AUGAGGGAUAGUCGAAGGCAGCAGCCGGUUCGUUCGGACCGGCAGCAGCCAAUGGACAGGUCGGGCGAACAUGUUAUUCACAAUGGUCAUCAGGGUAUGUUUCCGAGGCAGAACACAAUGCCAAUGCAGCCAGCGGUGUACCACUAUGAGGGACAGCAGCAGCAUAUACCGAACGUGGCGCAGAUGCAGCCUCCGUUCUCGAUGGGGUCGCAGAUGGGCAACGCUCCGUACAAUGGAGUACCGAUGUCUGGGACAAUGAGUGGCUCCACGGGCCCUACACCGUUCCAAGGGGUUCCACAGCCUGGUCUGGCGCCUGGAAUGGUGCCGACGCCGCAAUUCGAACCUGUUGAGCAGAAUCGCUUUGCGCCAGCGCAUUACUCGAGACCUCUGCCGAACCAAGCAUAUGCGGCGUUUGAUAACAGUGGCAAGCCAUUGAGUGGCGGGUUCAUGCCAUCGAGCAACAAGCCCGUGGCGUCUGCUGAUGCCACGACUGCGGCGGGAGGUGCUGGAUAUUCAGGACAGUAUCCGGCCGAUUUCCUCACUCAGACGUACAUGGGAAGCACACUCUCGUCAGAUACUGGUGGAACCAACGAGGAAAAUGUGAACAAGCGCAAGAGUUCGCAGGAAGACGACAUGCAAGGCGGUAGGAGGAUACCGAUGACUGGUCAAAGCCCUAUGGCCACUCAAAGCCCGAUGGUUUCUGCGCUUAGGUUCGAGUAUCUGCGGAAGUAUCAGGCAGAGCAGGCAUUAUUGCAGAUAUACGGAAUUAUUGACGCUAUAAACGUUGCAGGGCCCCUGAUACACGAUCUCACAUUCUGGAGGAAACUCAGUGAUUAUUAUUUCAGUCCUCGAGCAAGCGUCAGACACACCAGAAAGCUUGGCGCAGAUUACAGGCUUUUUGAGUUCGCAAUGCCGUUGCUACCGAUAAUGUGGGUCACCUUGAGUACCCUGGACGUCCAGAAAAUUGAAAUCUCAAUGUCACAGAUAAGAACAGAAGUUCUCAGUAAUGGAAGCAUAGUAUUCCAUACCCCGGCUUUGAAAUCCACCUACUAUUAUUCGGAUGGCAGCUACGUUACAAAUCACUCUCAACUCAAGGGCUGUUUUAAUGCAUCUUUGAAGAUCCAAUGGCUCGACAUUUUCAUGUACAAGUUCAGUCCUGGUAUUGAGUGGAGUUCCCUGGAAAGAGUUCUCGCUAGACCAAAUCUGAGGCUCAGGAAUAUACUCAAAGCAGCUGAAAUGUCGGGAUCGGAAGAAAGAACCAAUAAUAACAGGUCGGUAAAUGAGAAGCCGGAAGAUCACAAUGGCUUUAAUGAGCUGCGCUCUAACUUUUCUGUUUUCAAAAGCAUUCCGGGCCAGGGGCUUCAUGAACGUCUUCUAAGAAUGUUUCAAGUAAGCGACGUGAUGUCGACACUGUCUGAUCUAUGCGUCUAUCAACGCGACCAGAAGAUCAAGAGCCCUCUGGAAGCACUGGACUUAUUCGUUAAGCAAAAUAGAGAUGAGAGCACGUCGAACUCGAUGGAAAACAUAGGCGCUUUGCAUCCUACAGAUGGCGGUGGAAUGGCGAGGGGAAAGAGCUUUCCUGCUAAGGAGGACCAGGUAAGCGUGGGAAGCACUCCCACCGCUUGUUCUCCCCAAGAUGUCAGGGGGAAUAGGCCGGCUGUUGGUGAAAGCGGCUCUCAGCCGAAAAGAAGUCGACCUAGCAAAGUUAUUUCGCGGGCUUCAAAGGGCUCCUCAAGCUCGACUCCAACAAGUGAGAGUUUUGAUUGUAAUGGCAUUCCAGGGACUAAAAAGAUAAAAUUUUGA
Molecule: messenger RNA, 1803 nt
Organism: Torulaspora globosa
Lineage: Eukaryota; Fungi; Ascomycota; Saccharomycetes; Saccharomycetales; Saccharomycetaceae
Gene: MFG1
Product: Mfg1p
Exons: 1
Coding region: 1-1803 (600 amino acids)
Source: RefSeq, a predicted model, not a curated record